Armigeres subalbatus is the source of this 2927-nucleotide messenger RNA. RefSeq lists its product as uncharacterized. Gene Ontology annotation, biological process: regulatory ncRNA-mediated post-transcriptional gene silencing. The record is from RefSeq and is a predicted model, not a curated record. The transcript is spliced from 6 exons. NCBI's taxonomy places the organism in Eukaryota, Metazoa, Arthropoda, Insecta, Diptera, Culicidae. Gene Ontology annotation, molecular function: helicase activity. Gene Ontology annotation, cellular component: cytosol; P granule. Bases 699 to 2927 code for a protein of 742 amino acids.
UUUAACCUCAAUCCAAAAUACGUUUUAUUUACGUUUUUUUCUGUUUUCUGUCCAUCAACAUAUUCCAUCAAUUUCUUUUGCCUUCAAUUUGUGUGGCAGUUUUAGUUUUUAAAUGUUUAGAUUUUAAAUAGCAAACAUUUCUCAGUAGACAGUUGCUGCGUAUUUCAACACGAGAAAGCGUGUAGCGGCGGUCUAUCAAAAGGAUCGGCGUCGUCAAAGUUGAUGUAAAGAGCAACCCAAAUUAGAUGGGAAACAGCGAGCGAGGCGUGCAAACCCCGACAAUGCAAGCCUCCACACUAGCAAUGAAGCGCAAGCAACUAAUUUUUGACGAAUCCCAAAGCAAGCUGAGCAGGAGCUCAUGAUUAGAAAAUGGCCCUUCACGUCCCGAAAGCACUUGGAUUUGCUUCCAUGUUAAAGGAAGGCGCUCGUGCUUAUUCAGGCCGAGAGGAGCAGUAUACCGGAACAUAUACGCCUGUAAGGUGCGCUCGGAAUGAACAAAAUGAUCAUCAAUCACAUCGAGAAGCAGUUCGUCACUUCCUAUGCGGGCACCAUCAGGGAUGUCGAACAUCCGGCAGCCAAACUGAUGAUCCAGGUCAGCCAGAUGCAGGAAGCCCAAAUGGGAGAUGUUUUCCAUCUUCGUGGUGGUGUUUUGCGGGGCGUUGCUGGAGGCCGCUUAAGAGCUGCUUCGAUUGGGAGUGAUGAUAUUACCGAAGGGUAUGAGAGAACCCUGGAUCUGGCUUUGGAAGCUCUACCAAGUCUGGUUACAGUGCAAAGAUGACGACCGUUUCGCCAAACACAUGACGAAACACGGGCGCAUAUUUGGUUUCAUUCGUCAGGUUGAUGACUACAUUCUGGAGGAACCGAGUUUCGCCGUGCGUUUGGACUACCGUCCCGAUUACGCCAGAACGUUGGUGUACGUGCGGAACGUAUCACCCCAUUCGGUGUUGCGACUCAGCAUGGCCUAUAUCCACCUGGCAGACGGUCACAUGAAGAUGCUGAUUGAAAGCGAGAUGCGCCUUCCUUGGGGUACGGUUUCAAAGUUUUGCUUCGACAGUUGCCUGCUUUCGGAGCUGGAUAGAAGCUACGGACUGAUAUUGGUUGGACUGGCGGACUCAAAGACAGAAAUAUUGGAACUUUACCACCUGCAAGUGACCGUGUUGAGUCAUUUCGUGAAAGAGCAGCUAAUUUUGAAGAAACCAACGAUUCAUUGUCCGCCGUUGAAUCAGUAUCCGGUACCGAUGUUGAUCAAACAGUUGUAUAAGCACGACUUUUCAACGAAAUCUAAAUUUGAUGGCGCGAAGCAACUGCUGGAUCAGUUGGCUAAAUUCAAGGAAGAGGCCUUGAAUAAGGGGAACUAUAUUAAAUAUUUAACUGUACUGAACCAGAUAGAGGACUUUGAUAUUCAAAUGGAAUAUACUAAGUACAAAAUCGAUGAAGCUAGACUAGUGCCCGGUAUUUCAGAGAAGUAUUAUCGUUUGUCGAUCGAUCAAUUUCAAACGGCACCCACCCUUUUGAAUGAUGACUGCACGGUAAGGAUGAUCAUUCCCAGCGAGUUCGAACCCCGUAGCUUUCUAGAAACUAUCCAUGAGAUCAAUCCAGAUUACAUGUUGAUUCAUGUAAACACCAUUCUUGAACCGUCUCCAACCUACACGAUUGUGUUUGAAUGCAGUCGGCUCUUAUUUCAGCUGGAAUACUAUGUCCUAUCUUUGGUGAAGGAAAUUGACUUUGAAAAAACAUUGUUCCCUAAGCCACCGAUGGAAAAGAAGAUCAUAUACGAGAGUUUUCAAUGGUUCAACAAAUAUGUCGCAACAAAUCACGAGCAGCUGUCUGCUGUGCGAAAUAUCGUGAAUCGGACUUCGUUCCCUGCUCCGUACAUAUUGUUUGGACCACCCGGUACUGGAAAAACUUCAACUAUCGUAGAGGCAGUUUUACAAAUUUGGAAACUACAACCCAAAGCCAACGUUCUCGUACCGGCAGCUUCAAAUUUCGCCUGUGAUGAAUUCACCACGCGCCUGCUGGAAUUCAUUCCCGCCACCGAUGUGUUCCGUUUCGUAUCCUUCGUAUCGAUUUUGCUGAUAACGGAACAACACCUUCGUUCUCAAAGAGCAGUGGAGGUUUUGAGGAAGGUGGUGAGUAUCGUCGCGGCCCCGACUACGAAUAUCCGGAAGGCGGUGCAUCAUACGAGGAAAAUUCAUCGUACGGCUAUGGUGGAAGUGGAAGACCGUUCCGCGGCCGUGGAGGAUUCCGCGGACGUGGUGGUUUUUAUCGUGAUGGCCCACCGCACCACGGGGACAAUGAUGAAUGGCGUCGAUCAGGAGUCGAUGGCAAAUAUGAUUCACGCCGUCGUUCGUGAACCAGGAAUCGAUAGAUCUAGCUCCCGUUCACCGAGGCGACGCAGUCCGGCUGAUUCUGAUUCGUCUUCUUGUAUGAAUGGCAUGUUAUCGAAUGCAAGAACGUUACCAGAAGUGGCACGGAAAUCUACCACAUUGCACCUAACGGACGGAGACCACGAAAUAGUGGACAGCCUGAUGAAGGACGAGGAAGGUAAACACCACCUUCGUAUUACUCAGCGACUACGCCUCGAUCAACCCAAGUUGGAAGAUCUGCAGAAGCGCAUAUCGACGUCAUCGUCGCACGCAAUCUUCCUCGGCCUGCUGGGAUCGACGUCAUCGGUAGCAUCGUCGGAUGAUGCCAGCGUUCAGACGCGUCCACUGCGUAAUCUCGUGUCCUACCUGAAGCAGAAAGAAGCGACCGGCGUUAUAUCCUUACUCAAUAAAGAAACGGAAGCAACCGAUGUGCUCUACUCAUUCCCGCCAUGCGAUUUUUCGACAGAAUUGUUGAAACGAACAUGUCACAACCUCACCGAGGAGGGACUGAAGGAAGACCAUCUGGUAAUCGUGGUGGUCCGAGGAGGAACAAUCCUCUGA